Molecule: messenger RNA, 2265 nt
Organism: Astyanax mexicanus (Mexican tetra)
Lineage: Eukaryota; Metazoa; Chordata; Actinopteri; Characiformes; Acestrorhamphidae
Gene: chst1
Product: carbohydrate (keratan sulfate Gal-6) sulfotransferase 1
Exons: 2
Coding region: 546-1808 (420 amino acids)
Biological process (GO): keratan sulfate proteoglycan metabolic process; N-acetylglucosamine metabolic process; carbohydrate metabolic process
Cellular component (GO): Golgi membrane
Molecular function (GO): N-acetylglucosamine 6-O-sulfotransferase activity; keratan sulfotransferase activity
Source: RefSeq, a predicted model, not a curated record
GCUCUCUCUCUCUCUCUCUCUCUCUCUCUCUCUCUCUCUGUCUCUCUCUCUCUCACUUCCAACCAUCUAUACUUCCAUUCGCCGACUGAAGGCGCCUGUUCUGCGCGCGUGCACUCAGAGAUCAAAGCUGGUGGAGAGAAGGCGCGAGAGAAGACGCUCCGUUUCUGCGCCUUUAGAACAAUUCUAUAUAUUUUAUCAUCAUUUUCACAUCAUUUUACCUGUUUAUCUCCUCGUGCUCGGUUCCCUGGCUUCGAUCUCUUCUCUACACCUGUGGGCUGACUCUCUCUGACGGACAGACGCGUUUCUUCAAUCUGAAAUAAAAGAAGGUGAAGCGGAAUCUGUUCUUCUAUCCCUCUUUUACAUCCUUCUCCUCGUGCCUCCGCGUGAUGGUAACUCGCGCGGACAGACCUGUGCGCGUGCCCGGGGCUUGAAGGAGCAGCUGGUUCUGCGCUCGAUCCGCAGCCGCGCGCAGCUUAAUCAACAAGCUGUCCCUUCGCCGAUGGGCAUCAAAUCAGCCCGCAUCAUCUAAAUGAAGUUACUCAGCCAUGCAAUGUUCCUGGAAGGCUGUGAUUCUGCUCGGCUUGGCGUCGAUCGCCAUCCAGUACACAGCGAUCAGGACGUUCACCGGAAAAACAUUCCAGAUUUGCCCCUUGACCAGCCCUCUGAACUGCAGCCUGGGGUCGGACGGGGAGGCUUUUGGGGGCUUGUGUGACGAGUUCCCUUAUUUCUUUUACAACAACUCCAGAAAGACCCAUGUCCUCAUCCUGGCCACCACUCGCAGCGGCUCCUCUUUCGUGGGGCAGCUUUUCAACCAGCACUCGGACGUCUUCUACCUGUUUGAGCCGCUUUAUCACGUCCAGACCACCCUGAUCCCUCACUACACGCACAGCCGGAACACAGCCGACCGCAGGGUGAUGCUCGGGGCCAGCCGAGACCUCCUGCGGAGCUUGUACGACUGCGACCUCUAUUUCCUAGAAAGCUAUUUCAAGCCUCAGCCUGCGAACCACACCACGGACAAGCUCUUCCGCCGAGGGGCCAGCAGAGCACUGUGCUCCCCACCAGUCUGCGAUGCGUUCAGCCCCAGCGAGCCGUACAUAGACGAGGGCGAAUGCAUCCGGAAAUGCAGCUCCCUUAACUUGAGCCUUGCGGUCGAGUCGUGCCGGGAGAGACGCCACGUGGCCAUUAAAACCGUGCGGAUUCCGGAGAUUGCAGACCUCAGAGCGCUCAUCGAGGACCCUCGUCUAAACCUCAAAGUCGUCCACCUGGUAAGGGACCCUCGAGGUAUACUUUCGUCAAGGAUCGAGACAUUUCGAGACACCUACCGCCUCUGGAGGAUAUGGAGGGCCACUGGACGGAAACCCUACAACCUAGACCUCACCCAGCUCAGCACUGUGUGUGAGGACAUGCUACGGUCCACAACCACCGGCUCCAGUCGCCCCCUCUGGCUUAGGGGCAGGUACAUACUGGUGAGGUACGAGGAUCUGGCCCGGAACCCGCUCCAAAAGACUACAGAGAUUUACGACUUCCUGGGUCUGCCCAUGGAGAAAAGUGUGGAGGAGUGGAUCCGGAACAACACAAGAGGCAGCAACGACAUCUCGGCCAAGCACAAGUACGGCACGGUCAGGGACUCGGCCGCCAACGCAGAGAGCUGGAGGCUCAAACUGUCUCAUGAAAUCGUUGAACACACACAGACAGUCUGCCAGCAGGUUCUCGAGGAGCUGGGAUACAAACCGGUCAACUCGCCGGAGGAGCUCAAGAACAUGUCCGUCUCGGUCAUCGAGGACAAAACCUUUGUACCUUUUUUGUAAGCGGAAAAAUUGCACAAGUAUUUUUCUAAAUUUCUACUGUUGCCUUAAUCCUUAAAAUCGACUCAUUCGGAACAUAUUUGCACUAAGAACUUUGUAAAGCUCGGAAGUUCGCUCGCGGUCUCGAUGAACAGCACAACAUCAUCAUCAUCAACAAAAACAACAACAACCAACCAACCAAACCAAAACCCCGAGCGGAAGAGAUCUUAGCUUCAGCUCAAAUGCAGUAAACAUCAUCAGAAUCAGAACCACAGCCCUUGUUCACAAAUGUUUAGUUUAAGUAUAUUAAGAAUUGAUCACUAUCUGGGUAAUCAGUUCCUGUAUCCUGUUUCCUUGAUAAAGGUGAAAAGAGUUCUGUGGGUGAAGGACCAAAACUAUUUUCCAGAAACUGCAAACAUUUGCUAAAAUAAGAGAUCUGAAACGGUGACACCAUGCAAUAAACUUGUGAAUGUUGCAGAGA